GCUGCACGCUCUGCAACUGACUAUUAUCAAUAUAGAGAUGUAUCUCCAAUGCCACCCAUGGCAGCUCAACCUUCAGAAGCCUCACAAUCUGCAAUGCAUCAUCACUAUAGCGACGUGUAUACAGUGCCCGCCGUGCACAACUCCAUGGGAGAUCAACCACCUGCUCAAUCUUCAGAAGCAUCACAACCUGCCAGGCACCACCAAUAUAGCGACGUGCAUACAAUUCCACCAGUGCACAACUCGAUGGCAGAUCAACCUUUAGCUCAAUCUUCAGAAGCCUCACAACCUGCCAUGUAUCCCCAAAACAGCGACGUGUACACAAUGCCCCCCGUGCACAACUCGAUGGCAGAUCAACAUUCACCUCAACCUUCAGAACCCUCACAAGCUGCCAUGCAUCUCCAAAACGGCGACGUGUUCACAAUGCCCCCCGUGCACAACUCGAUGGCAGAUCAACAUUCACCUCAACCUUCAGAAGCAUCACAACCUGCCCUGCAUCCCCAAAACAGCGACGUGUAUACAAUUCCACCCGUGCACAACUCGAUGGCAGAUCAACCCUCAGCCCAACAAACAGAAGCCUCACAAGCUGCCAUGUAUCCCCAAAACAGCGACGUGUACACAAUGCCCCCCGUGCAAAACUCGAUUGCAGAUCAAUUUUCAGGACAACAAACAGAAGCCUCACAACCUGCCAUGUAUCCCAAAAACAGCGACGUGUACACAAUGCCCCCCGUGCACAACUCGAUGGCGGAUCAACAUUCACCUCAACUUUCAGAAGCCACAAAACCUGCAAUGCAUCACCAAUAUAGCGACGUGUAUACAAUGCCACCUGUGCGCAACUCCAUGGCGGAUCAACCCUCAGCCCAACAAACAGAAGCCCCACAAGCUGCCAUGCAUCACCAAUACAGAGACGUGUACACAAUGCCCCCCGUGCACAACUCGAUGGCGGAUCAACAUUCACCUCAACUUUCAGAAGCCACAAAACCUGCAAUGCAUCACCAAUAUAGCGACGUGUAUACAAUGCCACCUGUGCGCAACUCCAUGGCAGAUCAACCCUCAGCCCAACAAACAGAAGCCUCACAAGCUGCCAUGUAUCCCCAAAACAGCGACGUGUUCACAAUGCCCCCCGUGCACAACUCCAUGGCAGAUCAACCUUCAGGACAACCUUCAGAAGCCUCCCAAUCUGCCACAUACAACUCCAUGGCACAUCAACCUUUACCUCAACCUUCAGAAGCCACAGGAUCUGCAAUGCAUCAUCAAUAUAGCGACGUGUAUACAAUGCCACCCGUGCACAACUCGAUGGCACAUCAACCACCUGCUCAGUCUUCAGAAGCAUCACAAUCUGCAAUGCAGUACCAAUUUAGAGACGGGUACACAAUGCCACCCGUAAACAACUCGAAGUUAGUUCAACCCUCAGCUACACCUACAGGAGCCCCACAAUCUGCAAUGCAGUAUCAGCAUAGCGAUGUAUCUACAAUGCCAACCAUGCACAACUCAAGGACAGCUCAAGCUUCAGACGCUAUACAGUCAUCCUGGAAUUAUACUCCACGUGGAGAAGGGCACCCCUUGUCACCUGUGCUAAGCUCGAUGGCAGCCAAGAUACUGUUGUCACCGAAUCGUCACCAAUAACAGACUUCAAGGGCAUCGAUUUAUUUGAUUCAUGUCAAAUAAUUUUGUUUACACAUAUUUCUAAAAAAUAAACAACAUCAAACACGUGUUCAUCGUAUUGUUGUUUAUACAUUACUGCCCGAACUUGUUAAAAAACAUGUGACAUUGUAUACAUCUAUGGAUAUGUACAUUUCGUGUGUGAUUAAAUAAAAUAGAAAACAUUCA
Haliotis rufescens (red abalone) is the source of this 1827-nucleotide messenger RNA. RefSeq names its product COPII coat assembly protein sec16-like. NCBI's taxonomy places the organism in Eukaryota, Metazoa, Mollusca, Gastropoda, Lepetellida, Haliotidae. The transcript has 2 exons. The coding region runs from base 49 to 1623 and encodes 524 amino acids. The record is from RefSeq and is a predicted model, not a curated record.